AAUAUAGCUCAUCAGUCAUCAUCAUCAUCAUCAUCACCUCUAUUUCUUUGACCAUCUCCUCUCUUCAAUCUCCCCUCUACAACUCCUAAUCUCUCCCCUCAUCCAUCCUCAAUGCUGGCCGCGGAACCCCCCACCGCAUCUCCCCACUUCCGCCACCCAAAACCCGGUGGCCGAAUACCUUUACAACCCAAAAACAACAUUUUAAUCAACAACACUUAUGAACCCCCAAAAUCAAACCCACCAAAAAUAACUCACCAACUUCCCUUCCCAUUAUCACCGAUCAUCAGUGAAUCUAAUAAAGAGAAUUAUUGGGAUCUCACUCCCAACAACACCCACAUCAUUGAACCCAUGGAUGCUUCCUUGGCUGAUGAGCUGACCGCGGUGAAGCUGAAGCUGGAGCGGCUAAAGUUUGAGAGAGAUAACACUGAGAGAAUGCUUCAAGAACGGGACCGUAUUCUUGAGAUUCAAAUGACUGAGCUCCAUCGCCGCGGAGAGUUCCAGAAAGAGCUUGAAAUCGAGGUCGAUCGGCUUUAUCGAUUGAAGCAUCUCAAGCUUGCUUGCACGAGGAUGUCUCCAAUUCGGUCACUGAGAGACAAAGAAAUGGAGAAGAAAAACAAAGAACCAAAACUUGUUAAUGAGUGUGAGAAAUCAGGAGGGAAUAAGGAGGAAAUGGUGAGUGAAAACAGCACUGCAGAGAGUCCAACCCCGAGUUUUUCGAGCUCUUCGGCGUCCAAAUCGUCAUCAUCGGUUACUUCCAAGUCGACGGCCACCUCCAAAUUGUUGCCAAUUCGGUUAAGGUUGAGUUUGGAAAGUGCUUUGGAUGAAUGAGUAAUGAGAGUGUAUAAAAAUAUUUAUUGUCAACCAUGGUUGAUUGAUUUUAGAUUUUGUUUCCUUAGCUAAUUCUUAAGUUAUCUUGUUGUAUACCUUCAAAAAAAGUAAGUAUGAUGCUAUUACUGGUGGAUUGGUGAUAUGAAGUUGUUUUGGGAUAAUUGUCAA
This is a messenger RNA of Spinacia oleracea (spinach), 996 nucleotides long. RefSeq lists its product as uncharacterized. The coding region runs from base 112 to 828 and encodes 238 amino acids. The transcript is spliced from 3 exons. The record is from RefSeq and is a predicted model, not a curated record. Lineage: Eukaryota; Viridiplantae; Streptophyta; Magnoliopsida; Caryophyllales; Amaranthaceae.